Molecule: messenger RNA, 1548 nt
Organism: Sordaria macrospora k-hell
Lineage: Eukaryota; Fungi; Ascomycota; Sordariomycetes; Sordariales; Sordariaceae
Biological process (GO): glutathione biosynthetic process
Cellular component (GO): cytosol
Molecular function (GO): glutathione synthase activity; ATP binding; glutathione binding
Source: RefSeq, a predicted model, not a curated record
AUGUCUUCCAUUACUCAGGGUUCAUACCCUCCCGUUCUCCAAGAUGCCGAAAGGGAAAGACUUGUGCAAGUCGUCAAGGACUGGACUGUAGCCCACGGCCUCACUGUUCGCCCACCACCUGCCAUCGCCGGUAACGACGCCGAAGGCAUCCUCGCCACGAGUGCCCCCGUUACUUUGUUCCCCAGCCCCUUCCCCAGGAGCUGCUUCGAGGAGGCAAAGGCUAUUCAGACGACAUACAACGAGCUGUAUGCUCUUAUCAGUCAGGAUGAGGAAUUCCUCACCGAGAUGGUUAAGGAGGUUGCUGGCGGCGAUGAGUUUAUAGCCAACUUAUGGAACGUCCACCUCCGUGUGAAGAAGGAGGGCUAUGUGCAAAACCUCGCCCUAGGCCUCUUCCGCUCCGACUACAUGGUCCACCAAGACGAGUCCUCCCUGCAAAUCAAGCAAGUCGAAUUCAACACCAUCGCCUCCUCCUUCGGCGGCCUGUCCACCCAGACCUCCCUCCUGCACAAACACCUCGCCCAGCACGAGUACCCUCUCCUCUCCUCUUCGGCCUCCACCGCCGCCGCAAACCUUGACCUCCCCUCCAACGACUCCGCCGCCGGUCUCGCCGCCGGUCUCCGCGCCGCCUUCGACGCCUACGGCCCUUCCACUCUCGGCCACCCGACAUGCGUCCUCUUCCUCACCCAGACCGGCGAGCGCAACGUCUUUGACCAGCGCCACCUCGAAUACGCCCUUUCCUCUUCUGGUUCAGUGCCCGUCUUCCGCCUCCCCUUCUCCGAAAUCCUCACCCACACCACCAUCGCCCCCGGCUCCUCCCAGCGCCAACUCCUCUACACCCUCCCCAGCAACCCCUCCCUAGUCUUCGAGGUAGCAGUCGUCUACCUCCGCGCCGGCUACGGCCCCGGCGACUACCCUUCGCAAGAAGCCUGGGAAGCGCGCUACCAAAUCGAGCGGUCCAACGCCGUCUGCUGUCCCACGGUACUUACCCAGCUGGCGGGGAUGAAGAAGGUGCAGCAAGUUCUCGCUACUCCCGAAGAGUCGAAUACCAACUCCGUCCCUUCGGCUCUCGCCAAGUUCAUGUCCCCCACUUCCGAAAAGACGCAGCGCUUGCUCAAGACAUUCACCAACAUUUACCCCCUCGACACUUCUUUGUCUGGCCUGCACGCCCGACAACUCGCCACCUCCCCCGAGGACUGCCAAAAGUACGUGAUGAAGCCCCAGCGCGAAGGCGGCGGCAACAACUUUUAUCGGUCCACGAUCCCGGAGCAGUUGCAAAAGAUUCCGGAGGAACACUGGAACAGUUUCAUCCUCAUGGAGAUCAUCGAGCCGCCUGCGCUUGCGAACAGUAUCUUGCGGAAUGGCGCAGUUGAACAGGGCGGUGUCAUUUGCGAGUUGGGUGUUUAUGGCACUUGUUUGUGGGAUCAGGCGAGUAGGGAGGUCAAGUUCAAUGAGGAGGCGGGGUACCUGUUGAGGACGAAGGGGGAUAAGAGUGAGGAGGGAGGAGUGGCGGCGGGGUAUGGGUGUAUGGAUAGUGUGACGCUUGUUUGA